Molecule: messenger RNA, 825 nt
Organism: Quercus robur (English oak)
Lineage: Eukaryota; Viridiplantae; Streptophyta; Magnoliopsida; Fagales; Fagaceae
Product: B3 domain-containing transcription factor VRN1-like
Exons: 3
Coding region: 1-825 (274 amino acids)
Molecular function (GO): DNA binding
Source: RefSeq, a predicted model, not a curated record
AUGGCCUUUCUUACGAUUCCAAAUGGUACAAAAUGGAAAGUCAAGUUGACAAAACGUGAUGGGGAGAUUUGGUUUCAAAAUGGUUGGUGUGAAUUUGCAAGUUGUCAUGCUCUAACCCUAGGGCACUUGCUAGUUUUUAGAUAUGAAGGAAAUUCACACUUUUAUGUACUCAUAUUUGAUGCCACUGCAACAGAAAUAGACUAUCCUUUAGAUGACCAACUCCAAGUUUGUAGGAUGGAAGACAAUGAGAGUGAUGAUAACUCUCUUGAAAUCAUGGAUGGCUUUAUGCCAAGCCGAAAAACAAGGGAGAAACCACCAUUACCAUGCCCUCUACCUCAUAAGAGGGCAAAAACCAAUCCAAGAAGUUCUCAUUUCCAAGCAAGGGAUACACAUUUCAGACCUGAACUCACUAAAUCUAAAGGGUCAAUGUUAGAGAAAUCAAAAAUGAAUGCAGGGGUAUCUUUUACUAGGCGAGAAUCUAAAGGAUCAACUCAUGGGGUUGGAGGAAAUCAAGAAGGAUGCAAAAGCAGCCCGUUAGUUAAACCUGAAUCUGAUUGUAAUCUGGAUGAUGUGUCUUUCUCACGUGACCAAUGUCCUAAGAAAGAUGGUGGUGUAGGCAUGUCUACCAAUCGAAGAAGGCUAAAAGCCAAGGCUCUUGUGAAGAACCAAGAAUAUAAGGCUCUUGAGAUUAAGCAAGAAUUGAUGACUACUAAUGGAAAAGCUAAAAGUCUUGUGAGAGCCAAUGCUUUUAAAUCAGAAAAUCCCCUUUUCACGGUUAUCAUUCAUCCAUCACACAUUAAUGGCAAGGAUCGUGCGGGGAAUUGA